AUGAACGAGGGAACUACUGAACGACCUUCAAGCGAUUCGUCGGGACCAAAAUGCGAAUCUGAACCACAGCCCCUCGGCUUCACACAUCUCACACGCACAAGGACAGCCCAGCUAACAAUGAGUUUGCUGCAAGAGACUAUCUUUGUCGAAGUUGUCUGCGCUGCACAAUUCAUGACCCAGGCGGGUCUUGCACAGGCUAUCACACUGGGUGAUAUCUAUGGACAUCGGUCAAUGUUCAUUGGUGGUUUUGCUUGGUUUGGGUUCGGGUCACUUUUCGGAGGGUUUUCUGUCUGGUCAAACCAGAUCUUCUUGGACACCUGCCGGGCAUCGCAAGGCAUUAGCCCGGCCUUCCUACUCCCUAAAGCUCUCGCUAUUUUGAGACGUACGUAUCCCCUGGGUCCGCGGAAAGAUAUGUUUUUCAGCAUCUUUGGUGCCACUGCACCAGAAGGCUAUAUUGUUGGGGCCGCGUUCUCAUCUCUCUUCGCUCCACGUGCUUGGUGGCCUUGGGCCUACUGGGUGAUGGGGAUUGUAUGUUUCGGCUUCGCUGUCCGGGGAAUGCUUAUACAUGUUGAUCUGCUGGGAGGCUCGCAGGGUAUAACUGCCUUGGUCCUGAUCAAUUUUGCUUGGAACCAGGGACCAAGUGUUGGUUGGCCCACUGUCUACGUCUACGUCUUGUUGAUCAUCAGUUUCAUCUGCCUGGGUCUGUUUCUCUGGAUUGAAUUCCAUGCGAUAUUUCGAAUUGUAGUCUACUACUUCCAAUUCAUGGAAGAGAUCAAAGGGGACACCCCUCUCCUUGUGACUGCUAAGUGGGCGCCCUCUGCGAUUUCAGGCUUCGUGGCUGCAGUGACCACAGGUUUUCUUCUGGCGCGACUACCGCCGAGUACCAUUACGUUGAUAGCUAUGCUAGCAUUCACAGGUGGGCAAAUACUACUGGCGACAUUGCCUGCUCACCAAAUAUAUUGGGCCCAGGCCUUUGUCGUCACGAUCUUGACCCCGUCGGGAAUGGAUAUAUCGUUUCCGUCCGGGACCCUUAUACUCAGAAAUAACAUGCCACGAGAACACCAGGGACUGGCCGCCUCGCUGGUCAACACAGUUGUGAAGUAUUCUAUCUCCAUUGGACUUGGAUUUGCCGGCACUGUCGAAAGCCAAGUUAACAAUAAUGGCGCCGACAUUUUGAAGGGCUAUCGCGGCGCAAGCUAUAUGGGUAUCCGUCUUGUUGGAUUGGGCGUGGGCAUUGCAUCCCUGUUUGCCCUUCGUACUCUCACCCAACGAACUCAACGCCUUGAACGACAGGCUUGA
Messenger RNA from Aspergillus alliaceus, 1299 nucleotides. Its product is annotated as MFS transporter. Gene Ontology annotation, molecular function: transmembrane transporter activity. NCBI's taxonomy places the organism in Eukaryota, Fungi, Ascomycota, Eurotiomycetes, Eurotiales, Aspergillaceae. Gene Ontology annotation, biological process: transmembrane transport. Gene Ontology annotation, cellular component: membrane. The record is from RefSeq and is a predicted model, not a curated record. The coding region runs from base 1 to 1299 and encodes 432 amino acids. The transcript is spliced from 5 exons.